AUGAAGAUUAGGGAUGAGCUCGUGGACAGCGAGGGAUUCACUGUUGCCGUGGAAACCAGUUUCCUGGAUACCUGGGAGGGCAUGGAAGAGCUGAACAAACCAGGCCUCAAGAACAAACCUGCCAACAACCAGAUUGAGUGCAACCCAUAUCUGUCCCAGGAGAAGCUGAUCAACUAUUGUCACUCCCAAGGCAUCACUGUCACAGCAUACAGCCCCCUGGGGUUACCUACCAGGCCAUGGGUCAAACCAGACAAACUCUGUUUAUUUCAAGAUCCAAACAUCAAGAACAUAGCUGAGAAGCACCAGAGGACUAUAUCUCAGGUGCUGCUUCGUUUUCUGGUCCAAAGGGAAGUGUGUGUAAUUCCAAAAUCAACCACGCCCCAACACAUGUACCUGGACAACCUCCAGGUACAUUAG
Molecule: messenger RNA, 417 nt
Organism: Salmo salar (Atlantic salmon)
Lineage: Eukaryota; Metazoa; Chordata; Actinopteri; Salmoniformes; Salmonidae
Source: RefSeq, a predicted model, not a curated record